Venustampulla echinocandica is the source of this 633-nucleotide messenger RNA. RefSeq lists its product as uncharacterized. The transcript has a single exon. Lineage: Eukaryota; Fungi; Ascomycota; Leotiomycetes; Helotiales; Pleuroascaceae. The record is from RefSeq and is a predicted model, not a curated record. Bases 1 to 633 code for a protein of 210 amino acids.
AUGGUAUUUUUCUGCGAAAGCAGUCUUCUAGGAUUGGCCUCCGAAGCCAUAGUUCGAGGCUUCGACCCCGCAACAACUAUGUCGGGCAUCAUGUUCAGCUGUCCGGGCACGGAUGUAAUAGACGUCGGCUCCGACCUCAUGAAUUCCGAAAUAAUGAAUUCGAUCCUCAACACUGCCGAUGUCUUAGAUUCUGGAAUUGUGUCAGAGGAGAAUUUGAGGAGGGUGUAUGACGCGUAUGCGAGCAUUGCGGCUAGGAUGUUUUGUGAGAGGUGGAUGGAGCCGGGGGCCAAGUUGUGUGGGAUGUUGUAUACGUGGCAUAUUGAGAAUGAUAGGCACUGGGUUUUUAGGAGAGCUUUGCUUGGGUACAGGAUGGUGAGGAAGGAGAGGGUGGAGCAGAAGGAGGCUGAUUUUGAUGAGGCGUUUGGCGAAAAUCUAAGGACGACGGGGUUUAGUAGACCUCUUAAGAAUAGUUGCAAUGGUGGGGAUCCUUGUGAUGCGGUUGGAAGAGUUGUGAAAGGAAACAAGCUUGAAAAUGUGUUGGCAGAACUCUGGAGUUGUCUAGUAACAACUCCGAUGGAAUAUAUACUGAAAGGCGAGGUGAGUCAGGAGCGUGAGGAUGAGAUUAACGUUUAG